CUCACAUUUUCACUCUCAACUGUCAACUUCUCUCCCUCCCUCUCUAAAUUCAAACACAUCUAUUUCCUCACUUUCGCCAUCUGUCUCAAAAAUUCCCUAUUCCAAUUCUUGCUCCAAUGAAGCCUCUGCAUAUAUUGUUUCUAUUGAUCAUUGCAAUUCAAAAUGUUGCUGAUUUUACAAAUGGUAAGAUGCAUCACCACUCACCCAAGAAGCAUAAGCAUUCAAGAAAACUCUCCCCUGCCCCUGCCCCCACCCCUACCUACCCGCCCUCCAUCCCGUCCGACCCGAGCUACGGCCCGACUCAACCCGACACAGACACGAACACGACCUGCAUUUUCGACGUGACCGAGUUUGGGGCUUGCGGGGAUGGCUCCACCGAUGACACGGCCGCCUUCAGGGCCGCCUGGAAGGCGGCCUGCCAGGUGGAGAACGCUGUCGUUCUCGCCCCCUCGGGCCUCGUGUUCAUGAUCACUUCCACCAUCUUUUCCGGGCCUUGCCAGCCCGGACUUGUUUUCCAAAUUGAUGGGGUGGUGAUGCCACCGGAUGGGCCGGAGUGCUGGCCGGAAAAGGACAGCCACCAGCAGUGGUUGGUGUUCUAUCGUCUCGAUGAUAUGACACUCACCGGAACUGGAACCAUAGAAGGCAAUGGCCAGAAAUGGUGGGAUCUUCCCUGCAAGCCUCAUAAGGGCCCUAAUGGAUCGACAUUGCCUGGACCAUGUGACAGCCCUGCGCUAAUUCGUUUCUUCAUGAGCUCCAACUUGGUAGUGACCGGUUUGCGCAUCCAAAAUAGUCCUAAAUUCCACAUGAAGUUCGACGGGUGCGAGGGCGUGUUGAUCGAUAAAUUGUCGAUAUCUUCGCCCAAGUUGAGCCCCAACACUGACGGAAUUCAUAUCGAGAACACGAAAGCUGUUGGCAUAUACAACUCCGUGAUCGCUAACGGGGAUGAUUGCAUCUCAAUCGGGCCGGGUUGUUCGGACGUUGAUAUCGAAGCCGUCACAUGUGGGCCCAGUCACGGAAUCAGCAUAGGGAGCUUGGGUGUGCACAAUUCUCGCGCAUGUGUAUCGAACAUAGCAGUUCGAAACGCAUUCAUAAGGGACUCUGACAAUGGGCUAAGGAUCAAAACAUGGCAGGGCGGGACGGGGUCCGUCUCCAACAUUUUCUUUGAGAACAUCCAAAUGGAGAACGUGAGAAACUGUGUGCUCAUCGAUCAGUACUAUUGUCUAACCAAGGAGUGCAGGAACGAGACAUCGGCUGUAUACUUGACAGACGUGACAUACAAGAACAUAAAGGGAACCUACGACGUUAGGAGCCCGCCGAUACACUUUGCAUGCAGCGACAGCAUUGCAUGCACGAACAUCACAAUGUCAGAGGUCGAGCUCCUUCCCCACGAGGGCGUUUUGGUGGACGAUCCCUUUUGUUGGAAUGCGUAUGGAGUACAAGAAACACUCACCAUACCUCCAAUCGAUUGUUUGCUUGAUGGGACGCCUCAAACACUAGCUGAGAAUUCUUUGUAUGGUUGCUAAUAUUUAUAUCAACUUAGCUAAAGCAUAUGAUACAAAUAUAUGUAUAGUUAUAUAUCGAGAGAGAUAAUUGAUGGUUUUGAUUCAUCCCUCUGGGAAUAGUCUCCCAUAUAGUGUGAUGACAUCGUAUGAAUUUCUUGUGUUACUAUGUAAAUGACAUGAAGCUCCUCUUUAUAACUAGUUAAAUUAAUGG
Messenger RNA from Salvia splendens (bonfire salvia), 1713 nucleotides. RefSeq names its product polygalacturonase At1g48100. The transcript is spliced from 6 exons. The record is from RefSeq and is a predicted model, not a curated record. Gene Ontology annotation, biological process: carbohydrate metabolic process. NCBI's taxonomy places the organism in Eukaryota, Viridiplantae, Streptophyta, Magnoliopsida, Lamiales, Lamiaceae. Gene Ontology annotation, molecular function: polygalacturonase activity. The coding region runs from base 117 to 1523 and encodes 468 amino acids.